AUGGACAUGGGCCAUACUGGUACUCCACUCAGCCAGGCAGUUGAUGGUACCAGAAAUGCGCCUCUGUACACCGCGGAUCGCGCUGAUCUUGUGCGAUUCCUCCUGGAGAACGGUGCUAAGCCAAACCAACGUAAUGCUCCAGACCUCAACGAGCCAGGAAACUACCUCCAAAGUGCUGCUGCGUACUCAUCAUUAGAAGUCACUGAACUUCUCAUCCAGCAUGGCGCACAAAUCGAACAAUCGGGCGCGAUGCACAAAGCAGCGGAGAAUGGUCGAAUGGACGAAUGGACGUCAUGGAAUGAGUCCUGCGUCAUGGAGCGAAUGGCAACGAGCAACUAUGGACAAAUCUCAAGAAUUCAGCACGCUACAGGACCAGGGUCGAAGCUACCACUUGGCUGGUUGAACAUGGUGCAGAUGCCAGCAUCGCUGAUUCAAAAGGAUGGAGUGCGAAGGACAUGGCGAAAACGAUAG
Parastagonospora nodorum SN15 is the source of this 471-nucleotide messenger RNA. RefSeq lists its product as hypothetical. Bases 1 to 471 code for a protein of 156 amino acids. NCBI's taxonomy places the organism in Eukaryota, Fungi, Ascomycota, Dothideomycetes, Pleosporales, Phaeosphaeriaceae. The record is from RefSeq and is a predicted model, not a curated record. Gene Ontology annotation, molecular function: protein binding. The transcript is spliced from 2 exons.